Molecule: messenger RNA, 1222 nt
Organism: Rubroshorea leprosula
Lineage: Eukaryota; Viridiplantae; Streptophyta; Magnoliopsida; Malvales; Dipterocarpaceae
Source: the annotation of a GenBank genome assembly
UCCUAUGUUAAUCUUCUUUUCUUUUCAAAUUUAUAAGAUUUUUUUUUAAUAAUAUGAUUUUGAUUGCUGAUCAAUGAUCAUGAAUUUGUAUAACCCUUAAAGGUUUUCACCUUUUCCUCCAGAACCAGUUGCUCUAAACUAUGGUCAUGAUGCAAAUCAUGAAAUCCCUCUUGCUACUAUUACUAGACCCAGUUUUGAGGUUAGUGUAUUUACCUAUUUCCAUCUCCAUGCAUGUCAGUUUGCAAUUGUAUUCUGAAAUUCAGCAGUGAUUAUGGUUUUCUGAUUUGCAUUGUUCAAAUUAUCCGAGGAAUUGAAGAGGAAAGAGAGGAAGAUUGGUUAUGGCAGUUGAACUUAACCAACGGUAGGAGGUAUAUAUAUCAAGGAGAUUGAACUUGUGACACAUGUAGACUUUUACAACUUGCACUCAUCUGUUUCUUUGGGGACCUACAGCAUGGGAAGUGAAGCAGAAAGAAAAGGCUUUAGCAAGAGGUAACUUGCAUUUGAUGUUGAAUUUUGUUGCUUACUCAUCACAUCCCUAUAGUGGCCUGUUUCUAUUUCCUUUGAUGGGCUAUUAGCCUUUCAUUCGUUCCAUGACUUCUAAUUUUUUGUUCCGCUGAUUGGCCACCAUUUGCCCUAAUCAUUCAUAAUGGUAUUGCACAUGAUAUACUGAUUUAUCUACAAAAGUUUAUGUAUAUUGCCUUUUCAUCAUUCUUAGGUAUGCUAGCUUUUCCAUUUUUACCUUUAGAUAUGGUUAUUUUGGCCUUGCAUUGUGGUAGAUUGUAUUCAUUGAUUGAGUACAUGCAAUGGUAUACAAGAUGUUAUGGUUGUAAGCUUCUGUACUGGCACAUGCUAUGAAUGAUAUAUUUUUUUCCCAUAUGUAGGAUUGGUUCUAUGCUUUUUCUAGAAUGACAUAGCUGCUACUGUAACAUGCAUCAAAGGGGAAGGUUGGAGGCCAAGUGGUAAUGAGAACUGCGUCAAUUAGUCUUAUCCAAUCCAAGAAGCAUUAUCUUGGGGAAUUGGAUCUAGUCUUGCCAUAAUGGAAAUAGUUCACAACAUCUUACAAGAACUAAAGAUCAACCAUCACAGUUUUGAAAGUCACACAAUUGUUAAAAGAUCAGAAAGAUGCUCAUAUUUGUUUAUGGUGAAUAGAAGAGUAAACUCUUGACAGGGAAAUUAAGAAUGUAAAAUCAAGGUAUUUAUAAAACAAAGAAUGAGUCUUCAU